Drosophila obscura is the source of this 1866-nucleotide messenger RNA. Its product is annotated as trypsin-1. Bases 927 to 1826 code for a protein of 299 amino acids. Lineage: Eukaryota; Metazoa; Arthropoda; Insecta; Diptera; Drosophilidae. Gene Ontology annotation, biological process: proteolysis. Gene Ontology annotation, molecular function: serine-type endopeptidase activity. The transcript has 3 exons. The record is from RefSeq and is a predicted model, not a curated record.
CGCGAAAUUUCGCUUUAAAGCUAUUUUAUUUAAAUUUAAUUUAAAUAUUUAAUACAAUGGGUAUAAUGUGUAAUAACAACAAGAGCUAACAAUUAAAUGGCAACGUCCAUCUCGUGGUGCUCCAAAUGCUUCAUAUAGGCAAGAAAACACGUCCAGCACAGGCUGCAGGCGCUAAUGAACGGCACUCGAUUGCGCUCUGGUAUGAGGCUAAAAUUAAUGGUCGCCACCAGCGGCCACACAGACAGAGCCACCUGCGGAUUGGGAUUAAUUCGUGGGCAGAAACUUCUUGCCAACCUCGGAGACAGCCUCCUCGACCGUCUUGGACUCGAGCAGACUCAUGAUGAAGUAGAAGCAGGUCAUGGCACCCGGUGUGUACGAUAUGGACUCCACCGCCGCCUUAAUUAUGCCCGUGCGCAGUGAGGUCUGUGGCCACAUGGCGCUGGACACCUUCAGAAAAAUGCGGAAGAACCAAAAUUAAAAGAUAUAAUCCCCGCGGCUGUGGGACAAAGGCCUUCCUUACCUUAACCCAUCCAUAAAGUGUGGGUGCCACGAAGAGGCCGCCAUACAUGCUGAAGCGCAUCACACGCCACCAGUCAUAGCUGCCUGAUGGACAGUUGGAGAAUAACAGAAUGCAAAACCACAGAGGAGGAUGCACCACACUCACCCCAGCUCUUGCCCUCGAAUGUCUGUUGGAUGAGGCUUCCCGAGGGCCAAAUCAGGCUGUACGAUAUCAUGCCCCUCGCUAUCGGAUACCUGGUGAGGAACACCUUGAAGUUCUGCCACAGCAGUGGAGCUGCCAUUGCAAUCACAGCGCUGCGAAGUCACAAAUAAUCGCAUUCAGUUUUUCGCAUAUAAUUUGCAUGCGUAAGCAGCCCCUGUCCUAUUGUAUGGGGGAAUGCGGGCCCACACCGAACAAUUUGCCAUAAAUGGGCCCCACACCACUGGCGGGCCACCCAAAAAGACAACGACACCCCAACAUGGCUCUGUGCGGACCAAUUGGCCUGCUCCUGAUGGCUUCAGCUUCUAUGCUCGGAGCCCUUGCGGACGAUGGCAAGAUUGUCAAUGGAACUGCCGCCUCGCCGGGCGAGUUCCCCUUUGUGGUGUCGCUGCGUCGCGCCAAAAGCGGUCACCAUUCGUGCGGGGCCACGCUACUCAACUCGGACUGGGUGCUGACGGCUGCCCACUGCGUGAAGGGAUCGACGCCACAGCAGCUGAACCUGCAGUACGGCAGCCAGAAUCUGGCAAGAAAUUCCAGCAAACUGGUGCAGGUGGCCGCGAUCCAUGUGCAUCCCGGCUAUGAGCCACACGACAAGUAUGUGAACGACAUAGCCCUGCUGCAGCUGAAGGAUUCCAUUGUCCUGGGCACACGCGUCCAGCCGGUUCGUCUACCGGAUCCGGAGCAGCCGACACUUGGCAACAGCAGCGCCGUGCUCGCUGGCUGGGGAUUAAAUGCGACGGGCGGCGUGGUGCAGCAGCGGCUGCAAAAGGUCCAGCUGCAGGUGUUUAGCGACGCUGAUUGCAGCGAACACCACCAGACACAGCUGCACUCCAGCCAGAUCUGCGCCGGAGUGCCCGAGGGCGGCAGGGGCCAGUGCAGCGGUGACUCCGGGGGUCCGUUGCUGCUUGCCGGAUCGGACACACAGAUCGGUAUUGUGUCCUGGAGCGUGAAGCCCUGUGCCCGUCCGCCCUAUCCGGGCGUUUUCACCGAAGUGUCUGCAUAUGUCAACUGGAUUGUGGAGACGGUGGGUGCCGACUCCUCCACAUCGUCGUCGCUCUGGAUUGGCCAGCUGAUUGUGGGCCGCACGCCGCCUGUUUUGUCGUCCUAAACUCGUAUCAGACCACUUGAGAAUAAAAAUCGAUUGGAUG